AAAAAGAGCGUCGAACAACCUGGUGCAGUGCGACACCGGAGAAGAAAACUCGCCGCUGUAAAUGUUGUAUCGUUUUAAAACCGUAUAAAACACAACGUAGUGUUUUAAUAACACGUUCUAGUCGGUUAAAAAAACACGCAAACAUCCUAGUUUGUAUUUUAUACUCGCCGGCUGAAGCUAAUGCUGCCUUCAGGGACUGUCUGAAUUUGUCAGGUUAUUGAUAGAAAUUACUUUUCACUUUGAAUGAAACAAGUAGAAUUUUUAGUUGAUGUUUAUAGUUAAUUCCGGAAUCGUUGUGUGACAAGUAACUGCGUCACAUUUAGAGGAAUUCUAUUGUAAUCGAGUUGGUUAAAAUAAAAAUUCCGCAAACAUACGUACUCGGUGAGCUCGAUUUUAUGCUAGCUGGCUGAAGCUAGUGCUGCCUUCACGGACUGUCGGAAUUUAUCUGGUUGUGGAUAGAAUUGAACGACUUUUCACUCCCACGUUGAAUAAAUUUAGCAAAUGUUUUACGCGGCAACAUUUUACAAUCAACCAUGACAUCGUUAUGUGAUGUGACAAGUCCCAUUUUUGAGGAGAACACUUUAAAAGCUGUGCUCUUAAAUACAAGUCGGCAUUAUUUAAAUAAAUAAAUAAAUAAAUAAAUAAUGCUAGCCGAAUGAAGCGACGGCUGCCUUCAAGGACUGUCGGAAUUUGUCGUGGACGGGAUUGAACGACUUGUCCACUUUGAGUUAAAUAAGCGUAUUUUCUUCUCACGGUGAACAUCGUCAUCGUUAAGUGCCAAGUACUGUGUCACUCUAUGAAGGAAAAAACACACCCGUUUGUAGUUUCGUAGUACCAACGACGCGACUCGGGAAUCUAGCUCUUGUGCUAGCUCACUGAAGCUAAUGCCACUUUCAGGGACUGUCGGAACUUGUCAGGUUGUGGGUAAAAUUGACCUAUUUCUCCACUUAAUCAUAGACGAUCAUAUUUGUACGAGGUCUACACUUUAAUGGUAAUCCUAAUUUCAAAUAAUUUCAAAUAAUAAUCAAAUUCAGAUUCAAAGAAGGAAGGACCGCAAAAAUGGACUGGAUGCGUCAUCAUACGCCGUUGUGACGCAUGUUGGGGCGAAUUUACGAGGGGGUUCCUGAAGGCAUCGCCACCUGUCCCGCAAAGUUAGCUACCAGCGGUAGCAACAUAGCAACAGUGAGAGCAGCGUCAUCAUCGUCGUUCAGGACACAAUGACAGACAAAAGCUGAGUUUACUGUCGCAGAGGACGAGGAGGAACAUCUCCCACCACAGAGAAAGACGAGAUGAGCCGCUUCUGCUCCGACAACAACAACUUCCCCUACGACAACAACGUGCUGGUGCUGGACAUGGUGCUGGGCUCUCUGUGGGGGGUUCCUCAGCCUAUAAACUGGGACAAUGUCUCCAAACUGGUUCCAGGAUUCACUUCCAAGGAGUGUGCCCGUCGCUUUGAGGAGCUGAAGAACAUGGGGGGAAACCCUCUGGUGGACGACCAGUGCAACUCCCUGACUGAGGGAAGUACGCCCCCUACAGACAGCCUGUCCACACUGCCGGACACUCGGGACGUGGUGGACACGGGCAGCACUCAGAGCCCCAUCAAAGUAACAAGUUCUAAAUCAGGAAGAGUUGGUUCUGUGGAGAAGAAAGAGAAGAGAGUCUCAUUAGAGGAGGAAGAACGACCUCAGAAGCCACGAGAUCCCAACAUGGUGAUCCACGUGUGUGACGAGACCAAGAACCUGAAGCAGGACUUCACGUGUCCCAGAGACCUCCUUGUCAAGGAGAUGCGUUACUUUGCCGAGUAUCUGUCGGUGGAUCCUCAGCGGUGGGAGGAGGUGGACAUCUCCGUCCACUGCGACGUGCAGAUCUUUGACUGGCUCAUGAACUACGUCAGGAGGAACUCUGUGACAGAGAGAAACAAGGACAAACCGCGGCUCGAGCCCAGCAAUGUCAUCUCAAUCCUGAUCUCCUCCGAGUUCUUGAAGAUGGAUACGUUAGUGGACGAGUGUAUUCAGUACUGUCACAAACACAUGAGCGCCAUCGUGGCCACGCCCUGCAACAUGAACUGCAUCAACAGCAACUUAGCGUCGCGCGUCGCCGAGCUCUUCAACCACAACGAGGCCGACGACAUCCGCGACAAGAAGGACAAGUUCAAGAGUAAAUUGUUCCAGAAGAAAAUCGAGUGUUUGUUCGAUCCCGCCCACCAGAGCAGAGACUCACCUGGAGACGCUUCCACCCUCUACAGGUGUGGUUUGUGUCUGAAGAUGUUGACCAGAGACACAGAGAGGAAGAUUUCAUGUGUUCCAGGCAAAAUCAACAUCGACGCACACGGAGACAUCAUUUACACUCACAGCAGGCAGAAGAGCUGGGAUGUCCAUGAAUACAUCACUGGACUCUAUGAGGAGCUCAAGUCCUGGGUCCUGGUUUACUGGAGAAUCUGGGGAACCAUCAACUACCUCACCUGCUCUCGCUGCCAACAGGUGUUUGUGUGUGCAGAGCUCACCCACUGUAAGUACCACCCUGACAGCGUUGUGUAUCCAAGCCUCGGCGCUGAGAAAGGACUUCAUGGAGCAGGAAAGUUCCCCUGCUGUAACCAGAGGGUUCUACGCUUCGACCCUACUGGUAUCCCCAAGGGCUGUAAGACACGAGACCACAUCGUGAACGUUCCUGACGAGGACUCGUCUGACGAGGUCUCCUCGGCUCACACUCGAGUCCUCAAUGACCUGCUGCUGCACAGAGACGCCGUGUGUGUGUCCUCUGCUGCUGCUGCUGCUGCUGCUGCUGCUGCUGAGGACAGUCCAGUCAGUGCAGAGAAGCUUCAGGACUGUGACGUCCUCCUGGAGCCCACGCUCCUCGGUCCUGUGAGAGGAGACGGCAGCACGUUUUCCCUGCUGAAAAACUGGAGUCUGCAGCUGAUGAAGAUGAUGGUCUGCUUUCAGAGACAACAGGCUCUUCUCUCUGAGGACGAGGAGUACACCACGGGGUCAGAGGUCACUGAGGACGAGGUCGGCGAUGAAGAGGAGUUGACCAAGAAACAAGCUGCAAAAAAAGCCAAGAGAGCAAACAGACCUUUGAAAAAACAAAUGUCUUCUCCAAACUUCCACCGCAAAGACAAAGCAGAGAAAUCACAGUCCAGAGACAACACACCUUUCACUGUGAGUGUCCAGAAGAGUAAGUGGGACAGCUCUCGCUCUAUGCGCUACAACCAGGACGCUCAGAGAGAGGAAGACCAGCGUCGCAUGGUGGAGAUCGUGGGUUAUCUGACCAGGAUGAGGUUUGGAGACGACGAACAGAACAAGUCCAGGGACACUAAAGAGCCUGCAGGAGGACUCUUUUCCAGACUUGAAGUUCAGUUCAAAAGUUCUUCUCAAGUCAAACAAACAGAGAAAACACCCAGAUCUAAAAUCCGUUACGCUCAAAUCAAGACGACGUAAAGAAAAACAAGGACGAGCUGAGACUGAAGAGGAAGAGACCGUCCCUCCUCUUCCUCGCUCCCUCCUCUACGUCGUCUUCGCUGAAACACAGGUGACAACUGUCACGAAAUCACCACUGACUGCGUCAUCGUCGUCUUUCUCUCAGAUUGACCUUUUUUUCUUUUUUCUGCUGCUGCGUCAAAACGAGGAAAAUCUCUGCAUCUGUUGAGAUUUUACACACUUUUCACUGAACUCUUCUCCUGAAGACGGACAAGUGGAAAAAAAACACGCAAGAAACGCCUGAAUUAUUUUCUCAAGAUGAGAUUUUUCAGAGGAACUAUGAACUGGACCUGCACGACACAUCGUCACGGCAACAGGUUAACAUUUAACUCUUAAUUUUAGAUUCUUUGUUUGCAAUUCAUUCAUUACUGAGUGUGAUCAUGAAGCUUUUGUAGUUAAAUGCUCUACAGCGCCCUCUAUGUUCAAAUAAAUGAUGAUUUACUGUCA
Solea solea (common sole) is the source of this 3920-nucleotide messenger RNA. RefSeq names its product SANT and BTB domain regulator of CSR (gene sanbr). The transcript is spliced from 20 exons. Bases 1290 to 3434 code for a protein of 714 amino acids. NCBI's taxonomy places the organism in Eukaryota, Metazoa, Chordata, Actinopteri, Pleuronectiformes, Soleidae. The record is from RefSeq and is a predicted model, not a curated record.